Messenger RNA from Portunus trituberculatus (swimming crab), 1932 nucleotides. RefSeq names its product zinc finger protein 256-like. The coding region runs from base 600 to 1589 and encodes 329 amino acids. The transcript has 2 exons. The record is from RefSeq and is a predicted model, not a curated record. NCBI's taxonomy places the organism in Eukaryota, Metazoa, Arthropoda, Malacostraca, Decapoda, Portunidae. Gene Ontology annotation, biological process: negative regulation of transcription by RNA polymerase II. Gene Ontology annotation, molecular function: DNA-binding transcription repressor activity, RNA polymerase II-specific; RNA polymerase II cis-regulatory region sequence-specific DNA binding.
CUUCACUUUUUCAGUACAGCGAGAUAGGCGCGUACUAUCUUCAAUCUAACAUCCCUGAUAUUUAUUGAUGAAGACUCAUUCCCUUCCGUGAUUUGUGAUAUGAAGACAGGAAAAACAUAUUAAAAGCUAAAAAGCAAUGUUUGGUUUGAAUUAGAUGAGAGAUAGCGAGAAAAUUUUCUGGUUGAAUAUUGAACUGCUGCACCCAAGGAGGUUGGAUGUCCUUGGUACGCAGGGUCACAGGCUCUGCUUGCCUCCGCUCACCGCAGCGGCGCACCUCCGGCCUCCACCCGACCUGGUACUGGUAGUGGUGGCGGUGGUUCUGUGAACAGUGCACAGUAAACAGUACCCACCGGUCCCCUGCUGGUGUCCAUCUCCACCCUUCACCUGUGCCUUCCUCAACAAGUGUGGACAAGAAAAGUGGCAGUGGUGUAGCCUGUGAUUGCCGCGCGGGAGGUAGGAAGGCGUGAUUCAGCUGCAGCGGGCCAGCGGCACGUCAGCCAAGGCCAUCAUCGCAGCCCUCCACAGGAGAAGCACCAACACUCACUCAGACCAGCCCAGCCCAGCCAGCGUCCAGUCUGCUGCCACCGCCACCCCCACUGAUGGCUGCCUGGCUGUCUGCCCUUUCCGAGGCUCCCUACAUGGGCAACCAGUGGCAGCAGCAGCAGCAGCAGUCAGCCUCAGGUGUGGGGAGGCACAGGUGUGGUGGCAAAGAUCACCAGGAGACAGGCAGCUCUGGCCACACAGGAGAGAGCAGGUUUGAGUGCCAGCAGUGUGAAGAAACUUUUACCACCAAACAAUGCCUCACCACACACAGCCUGACACACAGUGGUGUUAGGAAUUAUGAGUGUGGUGAGUGUGGGAAGAAAUUUAACCAAAAGUCUCACCUCACCACACACAGCCUGACACACAGUGAUGUUAAGAAUUAUGAGUGUGGUGACUGUGGGAAGAAAUUUGCCCAAAAGACUUAUCUCAACAGACACAGCCUGAUACACAGUGGUGUUAGGAAUUAUGAAUGUGGUGAGUGUGGGAGGAAAUUUACCCAAAAGUCUCACCUCACCACACACAGCCUGACUCACAGUGGUGUUAGAAAUUAUGAAUGUGGUGUGUGUGGGAAGAAAUUUACCGUAAAGGGUAACCUCACCACACAUUGGCUGACACACAGUGGUAUUAGGAAUUAUGAGUGUGGUGAGUGCGGGAAGAAAUUUACCCAAAAGGGUAACCUCACCACACAUAGGCUGACACACAGUAGUGUUAGGAAUUAUGAGUGUGGUGAGUGUGGGAAGAAAUUUACCCAAAGGUCUAACCUCAUCAAACACAGGAUGACACACAGUGGAGUUAGGAAUUAUGAGUGUGGUGAGUGUGGUAAGAAAUUUAGCCAGAGGUCUCACCUCACCAAACACAGCCUGACACACAGUGGUGUUAGGAAUGAUGAGUGUGGUGAGUGUAAGAAGAAAUUUACCCAAAAGUCUCACCUCACCACACACAGCCUGACACACAGUGGUGUUAGGAAUCAUGAGUGUGGUGAGUGUGGGAAGAAAUUUACCCUAAAUGGUAACCUCUCCACACAGCCUGACACACAGUGGUGUUAGGAAUUAUGAGUGUGGCAAAAGGUUUCCUACCAUUUCUCGUCUUAAUCAACACACCUUCAGACACACUGGGUUGAGGGAGUUCAAGUGUGAUGACUGUGGCAAGUGUUGAAUUCAAGACAAAGGUUGAGAUUGCCAGACAUGUGAAGGUCCACUUUUGAGGUGGUGUGUUGUGUGGGUGGGUGGGGCCACAGCCGUGCCUGUGGUGGCGGUUGUGUCUGUGUGUGCUGUGAGGGAGUAAUGAGAGCAGCAGUUGUUCUGUGUGAGGAGUGACGGCCGCAGCAAUUGUUUUGUUGGUGGCGUAGGUGUGCCUUUCAAUAAAUGUGUGUGUGUGUGUAACAUGGUG